AUGGCACCCGAAUCAUUAAGAGAAGCUUCACCAGCUUCAUCACAUUCAGACUCUGGCGAGAAAUCGAACGGGAAGAAGAGAAGCAGCACCGACGACACCAAUGGCCCCCAGAAAGUUACGAAGCGAAGAGCAGCGCGGGCGUGUGUCUCAUGUCGGGCGCGAAAAGUGCGUUGCGAUGUGGUUGAGGGAGCGCCGUGUGGCAACUGCCGUUGGGAUAAUGUUGAGUGUAUUGUCCAGGAGAGCCGUCGGCGAAAAAAGAAUCUCGUCACGCCCAGCGCCGUGGGGCAACCCAACGGUUCAGCCGAGGCACAACUGCGCGCCAAAGCCACCAACAUGAAUGCUGCUGCACCCACAGCUGCAUCGACGUCGAACACCAGCAACAAUGUCAACGUCAACGUCAACUUGGCCACGCCGCCGUUGUCCAUCACAAACCCUGACAUUGCCCGCAGGACAAGCAGCGUAUCUGCUUUCUCAUCAAACAGUCCCGAUGGAGCCGCGCCGUUGUUGCCCAAGAACAGCCUGGACAACCAUGUGCCGCACAUGCUUUAUCAACGAUCCGGUUAUCGCAGUGACAGCAUCGCCCUCAGCCAGUCGUCUUAUGGAAACGGUCGUACUGCCCAGUUCCUAAACUCUCUCGAACUCCCCGAUGCCGGAUCUCAGCUCCCUGCCUUUGUGAGGCCGCUGCCCUCCAAGAUUGCCCCCGACGAUGUGCAGUAUCUCGCUCUCAAGGGCGCCUUGACGCUACCCAAUAUCACGCUCCAGAAUGCCCUGCUGCAAUGCUACAUUGAGUAUGUGUAUCCAUACAUGCCGCUGAUUGACUUGCACAACUUUUUGAGCAUCGUCGAUCGGAGGGAUGGCGUCAAUGGACAGACGAGCUUGUUGCUGUAUCAGAGCAUCAUGUUUUCUGCGACGGCGUUUGUGGACAUGAAGCAUUUGAGGGAGGCGGGCUUUCAAUCGAGAAAGGCUGCUAGGAAGGCAUUCUUCCAGAAGACGAGGCUGCUCUACGACUUCGACUACGAACAAGACCGUCUCAUCCUCGUCCAGGCCCUCAUGCAAAUGACAUACUGGUACGAAACCCCCGACGACCAAAAAGACACCUGGCACUGGAUGGGCGUGGCCAUCUCCCUCGCCCACACCAUCGGACUGCAUCGCAACCCCGGGUCAACGUCCAUGUCCACGUCGAAGCAGCGGCUCUGGAAACGGAUAUGGUGGUCCUGCUUCAUGCGAGACCGCCUCAUCGCCCUGGGCAUGCGUCGUCCAACCCGCAUCAAGGACGAGGACUUUGACGUCCCCAUGUUGGUGGAGAGCGACUUUGAAAUCCAGCCUCUCUCCGAGAACAUCAGCGUUGUGCCGCCUGAGUGCACACUCCUGCGAGAUGUCAACAUGCAGCACGAACUGGCGGUGAUGUGCAUCGCCAAGGCGAAACUGUGCCUUUGCAUCAGUCACAUGCUUAAGACGCAGUACUCGGUCCUCAUCCGUGACAAGAUGAAGCCCGAAAACACCACCAACAGCACCAUGAUGCUCUUCCCCAACAAGCACAUGGACAAUGUGGACAGCGUCAACGCCGUGGACCUCGAGCUCAGUGCCUGGGCAGCCUCUCUUCCGGACGUAUGUCAAUACCGUCCCCUCAACCCUCUCGACGUGAAAGACGGCAAAUCCACCAUUGCCGUCCAAAGAACCCUCCUCCACAUGGUCUACCACACAACCAUCUCGGCCCUCCACCGUCCUCAAUUCCUCCCCUCAUCGCCAACCCAAGCGCCCACCACAUCCCGCCAGGUCCAGGACAUGUCACGCCUGCGCGUCCGCGACGCCGCCUCCCAAAUCACCCGCAUGGCCACCGAACUACACCACCUCCGCCUCGAGAAGUACCUCCCCACGACGGGCGUCACCGUCAUCCUCCCCGCCAUGAUCAUCCACCUCCUCGAGAUGAAGUCCCCGUCCAGCCAGGCCCGGGACCGCGCAACCCGCGGCUUCCGCCAGUGCAUGCGUGUCAUGGAGAAGCUGCGUGAGAUUUACGCCGCCGCCGACUACGCAACCGGCUUCCUGGACGCGGCGCUGCGCAAGGCCGCCAUCGACAUCAACUCCAACAACGUGGGCGCGCAGACCCUCUCCGCCAUGAAGAUGGACCUGCCUGCUGAGUUUGGCGCUCAGACUCCUCCGCCGGAGAACCUGCCGUACAUGACGGCCUCGGAGUCCCUGUUCCAAGAGAAGCCCAAGACGAUCAAAAUGCCUAUGCUGCCGCCCAAUACUGUCAACGCUGCUGCUCUUGAGUUGUCGACCAAUUCGCCGCCCCAGACGGACUUUGAUUCCGCGGAUCUGACGCCCAGUGCGAGUGGGCAGUCUGAGGCGCAGCUCGUGGAUUUGGAUACCCUUGAUUUGGACUUUAUGCAGGGCCAUGAUGAGUUUGAUUGGAAUGCUGUUGCGGGAACUGAGUUUGACGUCGAUCAGUGGUUGCAGUUUCCGGAUGCGAGCGGCAAUGGGAAUAUGAAUACUGGUGCUGGUGGUGUUGCGGGUGGUGACGAUUUGCAGGGUGUGUUUGCGGAUGUGAAUGCCAGUGCUGCGGCGAGGUUGAUGGAGGAGACGCUUGAUCUUGCGGCGCUGGAUGGCGAUGGCGAUACGAGUAUGGGAGGGGAGGCGGCUGCUCAGUUGGAAAUUAGUGUUUAG
Messenger RNA from Pochonia chlamydosporia 170, 2664 nucleotides. RefSeq names its product C6 transcription factor (Ctf1B). Gene Ontology annotation, biological process: regulation of DNA-templated transcription; DNA-templated transcription. Gene Ontology annotation, molecular function: DNA binding; DNA-binding transcription factor activity, RNA polymerase II-specific; zinc ion binding. The transcript has 6 exons. Bases 1 to 2664 code for a protein of 887 amino acids. NCBI's taxonomy places the organism in Eukaryota, Fungi, Ascomycota, Sordariomycetes, Hypocreales, Clavicipitaceae. The record is from RefSeq and is a predicted model, not a curated record.